AUGGAAAAUUCACCGAUGACAAUCGGCUCAAAAGGUUUGAUAAAUAGGCAUGAAUUUGUGAGGGCUAUAAUUCAAAGCCUUUAUUCAUUGGGUUAUAGAAAGUCUGGUUCUUGUCUCGAGUCAGAAUCUGGGGUUUCGUACAAGUCUAUGAAUUUUGAGUUGCUGGAAUCACAAAUAUUGAAAGGAGAUUGGGAUGGCUGUAUAAAUACCCUUUGUGCAAUUCAGGAGUUGGUGGAUGAGACGAGAGCUUCAGUGUUGUUUCUGGUGUUGAAACAGUGUCUGUUAGAAUAUUUGAAUGGCGGAGAUGAUUCUUUAGCUCUUUCUGUUUUGCGGAAGCAGGUUCCUGCACUAAACAUGGGCAAGGAAAAUGUCCAUAACCUUGCUUAUAGUAUAAUUUGCUUGAAGGAGAUGGAAUUAAGUAAGAUAGAUGACUAUGUCAUCCACGAGCAGCGGAAAAACUUGUUGACAGAGUUGGAAAAAUUGCUUCCUCCACCAACUGUGUUGCCUGAAAGAAGGUUGGAACAUCUAGUUGAAACUGCUAUUACAGCUCAAAUUGAUUCGUGUGUUUAUCACAAUUCAGUGGAUUCAGUUUCACUUUUUGAGGACCAUAACUGCACAAGGGACCAGAUUCCCACAGAGACCAUUCAGACGUUGACUGAGCAUAACAAUGAAGUUUGGUUUGUUCAGUUCUCUAACAACGGGGAAUACUUAGCUUCUUCUUCACGGGACUGCACAGCCAUCAUAUGGAAGUUCUGCAAUUUAGACUUGAAUGAAAGGGGAUUUAAUUGCAUCUUAAUCCCUGGAUCGCUGCAUAGUCAUGGUUCAAUCCUUAGUCAAGUUCCACUUUUGUUUUCUUCGUCAUCAUUGCUGAGACUGCUGAAACUUGUUCAUUCUCUUCGUUUUCUAGAGGAGCAGCUAUUUCAAGUGCUCAAUUGGCUGGAUAUCCGACGUUCAAAUUUUAGCAUGUUGAGAAUGUACUGUAAUACUAGGCGCGAUACUAAAUGUAUCCUUCGGAUGAACAAGCCACAGAGGGAUGCUGGAAGGUCUGAAGAGAAAUUUCAGCAAAUAGAAACUGAAAAUAGGGGACAACUAAAGGACGAGGUUAAAGAAAUAAUUAUUGACACGCCAAAGACAAUGGAUAUCAUGACAGAACAGGAGCACAACAUUAAGGAUACUCAAGACAGAGAUGAGCAAAUUGUACAAAUCAAUCAAAUCUUCCUCACUGUUUUCACUUAUGGAAAUGGGUUAAUUGAUAUCAAGUUCAAGAGAGUGGCUUCAAGCUAUAGGAUGAGUUUCAUGAAGUCCCUUGAUGUACUGGAAGAGGAGAGGCUGUCAUUCAAACACAUGCUAAGAAGCCACCAAAACCCAGUAUCCUUUGUAGCAUGGAGCCCUGAUGAUACAAAGUUGCUAACGUGUGGAAAUGUGGAAGUUCUCAAGUUGUGGGAUGUGGAAACAGGUACAUGCAGGCAUACUUUUGGGGAUCAUGGCUUCAUUGUUAGCUCAUGUGCUUGGUUUCCCGACUCAAAGCGAUUUGUGUGUGGCAGUUCUGACCCUGAAAAAGGCAUCUGCAUGUGGGACUGUGAUGGUAAUGAGAUAAAAGUAUGGAGGGGCACAAGGAUGCCUAAGGUUAUGGACCUUGCUGUGACGCCGGAUGGGGAAAAUCUGAUCAGUGUAAUGUCAGACAGAGAAAUUCGGAUAUUAAAUGUCAGGACAAAUGCCGAACAGGUCAUCCCAGAAGAGCACCCAAUUACUUCCCUUUCAAUUUCAGCUGAUAGCAAGUUCUUUAUUGUCAAUCUUAAUAGCCAAGAGAUCCAUUUGUGGGAUGUUGCAGGAAAAUGGGAGAGACCAUUGAAAUAUAUAGGUCAUGAGCAACACGAGUAUGUGAUAAGAUCCUGCUUUGGUGGAUUGAAUAGCUCAUUUAUUGCCAGUGGUAGUGAGAAUUCACAGCAUGCAGAUUCACACUCUGAUGUUAAGCAGAUGGAAGCAGCACUAACUCAUCUGUUAAUCUCUGGUCUCCUGUUAUUUGGUGAAGUUUACAUCUGGAACCGGCAGAACUCUAGGCCAAUCGAGGUUUUGUCUGGCCAUUUAAUGACAGUGAACUGUGUCAGCUGGAACCCUACAAGGCAUCAAAUGCUGGCAUCAGCAAGUGACGACCAUACCAUCCGGAUAUGGGGAUCUAGCCAAUCCAAGAACAUACAGCAUUAG
Molecule: messenger RNA, 2205 nt
Organism: Dovyalis caffra
Lineage: Eukaryota; Viridiplantae; Streptophyta; Magnoliopsida; Malpighiales; Salicaceae
Source: the annotation of a GenBank genome assembly